Molecule: messenger RNA, 372 nt
Organism: Talaromyces amestolkiae
Lineage: Eukaryota; Fungi; Ascomycota; Eurotiomycetes; Eurotiales; Trichocomaceae
Exons: 1
Coding region: 1-372 (123 amino acids)
Source: RefSeq, a predicted model, not a curated record
AUGCCCUCCUUAGCCUGUUUCCGAUCUUUCCAAGGUGUUUUAGAAGACCGCGCGCACUGGGGCAUGACCCUAUUUCCGUUGUCCCUCUAUGACCCUAGAAGCCUUGCCCCUCCACGAAUCGCGUCGCGGGAUGUCCUUGUCAAGAAGCAUCGCGCUACAAAGAUAGAACCAGGCGCCUCCUACGGUCCUUUGGAUCUGCCCAGGAAACGCAGGUAUGCUGGCAUACUCUUUGCCAACCCCCCUGCCGCGACCCAUUUGGUUCUGUUGGAGUCCGGCCUCUCCACAGUGAACAACUGGUUCGUAGUUGUCCUUGCAGCGUUGGCCGGCAGCCACCAAGCGCCCUCCCUCGAUUGGGCUGAGGAUCAUACAUAG